This is a messenger RNA of Formica exsecta, 537 nucleotides long. RefSeq names its product 60S ribosomal protein L36 (gene RpL36). NCBI's taxonomy places the organism in Eukaryota, Metazoa, Arthropoda, Insecta, Hymenoptera, Formicidae. Gene Ontology annotation, cellular component: cytosolic large ribosomal subunit; ribosome. The transcript has 4 exons. The record is from RefSeq and is a predicted model, not a curated record. Gene Ontology annotation, molecular function: structural constituent of ribosome. Bases 130 to 474 code for a protein of 114 amino acids. Gene Ontology annotation, biological process: cytoplasmic translation.
AACUUCCCACUUAUUGUCACGUGACCGAUUUUAGUUCACUUCUAUCUCGUAUCAGAAAUAGAAGGCGCAAGUUGGCUUCUUUUCCAAGAGAGAGUUUGCGCACUCUGGUCAUACAAUUUAUCUUGAGGGAUGGCACCAAGAUAUGAAUUGGCUGUUGGGCUCAACAGGGGUCACAAAACGACGAAGAUUCGUGUGGCGAAAAACAAAUCCGAAAAAGAGAAAACUCUCUGUAUUCGACCAGCCAGAUUAAAAGGGAAACAAACCAAACACAGUAAAUUUGUGAGAGAUUUGAUCCGCGAGGUCACAGGACAUGCUCCUUAUGAAAAACGAGCUAUGGAGUUGCUAAAAGUGUCAAAGGACAAGCGUGCUUUGAAAUUUUUGAAGAGAAGGCUGGGAACUCACAUUCGUGCUAAGAGGAAGCGAGAAGAGCUUGGAAAUAUCUUGGUACAGAUGAGGAAAGCAGCUCAUCAUUAACUUUUUUUAAAUAUGUAAAACUAUUCUCAUUACUUAAAUAAAUCAAUAUUUCAAAAUAACAAA